Molecule: messenger RNA, 4608 nt
Organism: Talaromyces marneffei
Lineage: Eukaryota; Fungi; Ascomycota; Eurotiomycetes; Eurotiales; Trichocomaceae
Exons: 3
Coding region: 1-4608 (1535 amino acids)
Biological process (GO): nucleoside metabolic process
Molecular function (GO): catalytic activity; protein binding
Source: RefSeq, a predicted model, not a curated record
AUGGCUACGAAGACUCUGACUCAUGGUGAUUACACCGUGGGAUGGGUAUGUGCUCUACCGAAAGAGCAAACUGCGGCCCUGGCUAUGCUAGAUGAAAAGCAUGCGGACCUCCCGAAACAACAAAAUGACCCUAAUGUGUACACUCUCGGAAGCGUUGGCAAACACAAUGUCGUGAUUGCUUGCUUACCCAUGGGCAUGAUUGGCAACAACAAGGCAGCGAAUGUAGCAGCUCAUAUGGUCUCUAGUUUUCCAUCAAUAAAAUUUGGCCUGAUGGUCGGCAUUGGCGGCGGUGUCCCACCUAAUGUCAGGCUUGGUGAUGUCGUGGUGAGCAAACCAGUGAGUGAGUACAGUGGGGUGGUGCAAUGGGAUUUCGGCAAGGCAGAACAAAGAGGCACUUUCCAACGAACGGGGGCGUUGAAUAACCCUCCAUCGGCCCUGCUGGCAGCUCUCACUAAGUUGGAGUCGAAACACGAUAUGGAAGGAUCUGAAAUUCCCCAGCAUCUGGAGGAUCUAAAGAUGAAGUGGCCGAAGCUGAUACCGAAGUACAUAAAGUCUGAUUCCCUUGAGGACGUUUUGUUUGCAGCAGAUCAUACCCAUAGACGCCAGUCCAUAUGGCAGGCUGUCUUUUCAAUCCUAUGGGGGACGAUUCUUGCUCUUUUCAAGCACCUGUUAGGGUCUGCAUUUGCACCGAGUUCUCCCGAACACUCGAAUGGAGGAACUCCUUACGAUAUGGAAGAGGGGGAUGAUGACUGCCGAUUCUGUAAUAAGUCCAAGGUUAUCAAAAGAAGACCCAGAAAUAUGCGUCUGCAUUACGGUCUGAUCGCUUCCGGAAAUCAAGUUAUCAAAGACGCAAUUCGCCGAGAUGGGAUCAAUAAGAUGCUCGGAGGUAAUGUCCUCUGCUUCGAAAUGGAGGCUGCUGGACUGAUGCAUGACUUCCCGUGUCUUGUCAUUCGAGGUAUCUGUGACUACGCAGACUCGCACAAGAACAAGAAAUGGCAGGAGCAUGCUGCAGCUGUUGCUGCGGCUUUUGCCAAGGAGUUUCUCUCGAUGGUGCCCGCACAGGAGGUGGAUAUGAUGCCUACAAUCAAAAGUCUCCACGAAGGCAUCGAAAAAAUAUCCAGAAACGUCGACGACAUUAAGCAGCGACAGAUAAUCCAAGAGGAGAACAGCGAACAGCAGCAAAGAAGUCAAGUUCAUCAAGCCAUCCUUGACUGGCUUACCUCAACCGACUACUCUUCUCAGCAGAGCGACUUCGUAGGGAGAAGACAGGAAGGAACUGGAAACUGGCUAUUGGCGUCGAACAAAUUCCACACGUGGGUAAACCACCCCAAGCAAAUUCUAUUCUGUCCGGGAAUCCCAGGAGCUGGAAAGACUAUCGCCACCUCUAUUGUGGUCCACCACUUACAGAGAAAGUUUCGAAACGAUACUAGUGUAGGAAUUGCAUACCUAUACUGCAAUUUUCGCCAGCAUCAAAAGCAAAAUCCUAAAGAUCUUAUCUUGAGUCUACUGAAGCAAAUUAUCCGGGGAAUGCCUUCUGUACCUAAAUACGUGGAACAACUCUACCUAGAACACAGUCGCAAAGGGACACGCCCAACCUUUGAGGAGAUAACAGAUGUAUUUUUCUCUGUGGUCGCUGGCUUUUCAUGGACUUUUAUAAUCAUCGACGCUCUAGAUGAAUGUAACAUCUCUGAUGGAGCCCGCUCCAAGUUCAUGUCAACAAUAUUUGACCUUCAUGAUCGCACCCGUGCAAACGUCUUUGCGACAUCGCGAUUCAUCCCUGAUAUUGAGAAGGAAUUCAAGAAAAGGGAGGCCGAUUGGCUGGAGAUUCGUGCCAGUGACGAAGAUAUGCGAAGAUACCUAGAUGGCCACAAGUCACAAUUACGUUCGUUUAUCUUGGAGGACCCUGAGCUCGAAGAGAAAGUCAAGGCUACAAUUGUCAAAGCAGCGGACGGAAUGUUUCUUCUUGCAAAGCUUCAUUUAGAUUCCCUUGAAGACAAAAUCAACCUUACACAAGUCGAGCAAGCCUUAGAAAAGCUUCCAAGGGGUUCGGAUGCAUACGAUCAAGCUUACGAGGAGGCCAUGGAGAGGGUGCAAGGUCAGAAAAGGGGUUUCCGGGAUCUUGCUAUGCAGGUUCUUUCGUGGAUAAUUUGCACUAAAAGACCUCUGACCAAGCUAGAGCUACAAUAUGCUUUAGCAACUACAGAGAAUGCUUCAUCAAUCGAUCAAGGUAACAUUACAGAUAUUGAACUGAUUAUCUCUGUAUGCGCUGGCUUAAUCACGGUUGAUGAAGAAAGUGGCAUUAUUCGCUUAAUCCACUAUACGACGCAAGAAUUCUUUGAGCGGAUGCAAAAGCCUUACUUCCCCAAUAUGCAGGAACAGAUUGCGCGAACCUGCAUAACAUAUUUAUUAUUUGAUGAAUUCAGCUCUGGUUUCUGCGAGACCAUUGAUGAAUUUGAAGCACGAACAUAUCAGAGUCCACUCUACACUUAUGCCGCAUAUUAUUGGGGCGAUCAUACCAAAGGAACUUCAUUAGAGGAGGGAUCCUUGAUUCUGAGUUUUCUUGAAAGUAAUACCAGAGUAGCCGCUGCUAGUCAAGUGAUAUUCACUGUGGAACGGUUUCUAUACGGCACGGAGUAUGGCCAGAGACUUCCGAAGGGAACUAUCGGCUUACACCUUGCAGCACAUUUUGGAUUGAGCAGGGUUGCUCUUACUUUACUCAAAAGGGAUUCUUGCCUAAACGUUCAAAAUAAUUAUGGUUGGACACCGCUUUGGAUAGCAGCUAGGGCUGGGCAAGACGCUGUGGUCAAACUUCUCCUUGCAGAAAACAACAUUGACUGUGAUACCGGAGAUGCAGCGAGUAAUCAUUCACCGCUUCGAAUGGCAGCAGCAAAUGGUCAUGCAAGCGUUGUUGAGUUGUUUCUUGAAAAGGGUAUUGCCAACCCUAAGUCGACGGGCAAUCGUAUGUGGGAAACUACAGUUACAGGUGCACUUACAGGAGCAGUCAUAAACGGACAUGUAGAUGUCGUGAAGCUGCUGCUGACUAAGAAAUGUAUUCAAGUUGACUUGAAGAAUGAAAGGAUCCAAGGUUCUUUGUGGUUGGCGGCAAGAAACGGCCAUACAGCAGUGGUGGAGCUGCUACUUGGGCUUGAUGGUGUUGUUUUGAACGUCCAGAGUAAAUACUUUUAUCGUCAAACACCGUUAUCUGUUGCCGCUUCAAAAGGGCAUAUAGAUGUGGUGGAUUUAUUGAUCACGAGCGGUCGUACUAACUUGAACUUGAAGGACGACAAGGGUCGGACACCGCUGUUUUUGGCCUCAAGAAACGGCCAUGAGUCAGUUGUUAAACUUCUUUUGACAUUGAAUGGCAUUGACCGAGAUGCGACUGACAUCUCUGCCCGAACACCACUCUCUGCAGCUGCGGCAAGAGGACAUUUCACGGUUGUUCAGUCAUUACUCGGGUCUGGGGCUAACCCUACUUUGAAAGAUAACUACGGUUGGACGCCAUUUCUAUGGGCUUCGGCCAUCGGCCAGCGAAACGUCAUGCAUUUGUUACAAGAGAUGGAUGAUGUGCGUGAUAAACGCGAACAAGAUGAAGACCAUGACGAGGAACUCCCGACAAUAGAAGCCAAUUUGGAACCUGAAAGCAACCAAAAUGACUCGCUUUUUGAAGAUUACUAUAUCGCAUGGAUUUGCACACGCCUGGACGAAAUGGCUGCCGCUAGGGGAAUGAUGGACACGAUACAUGUUGAUCUAACAAAACAUCCCCAGGAUGAAUAUGUCUACUUCCUAGGAUGUAUUUCCAGUCAUAACAUAGUGGUUGCAUGCCCGGAAUUCCCUCCACGAGAUGAUGCAUCACUCAUGACAAUUGGAAGUCGGAUACUACGUACAUUCACCUCAGUACGGGCGGCCUUACUAGUAGGCAUCAGUGAGGGUGUGCCUACCAAGGAACCUGACAUUCGUCUGGGUGACGUUGUUGUUGGCGCAGGCUCUUCAGGCGGACUUGUUCGGCAUGAUCCAACGAUUAUGGAACUCCCAGCCAUCACAAUACGCCCCCCUGUAGCGUUUUUGACGGCUAUUUCUGCCCUUGAAUCACAUCAUAUGCCCAAAGAAAGCUUGGUGACAGAGUUCAUUCCAGAGAUGAUAGCGAAGCAUCCUUCUAUGUCAGCAAAUUUUGCCAGCUGUUCCAAGCCCCCAGAUUUGCUUUUUGACGCGGAUUAUGGCCAUGUUGGCCGUAUGGGCAACUGUGACAAUUGUGAUACCACGCAGCUCAUUUCUCGACCUCCUCGAAUUGAAAGUCACCCUUUUAUUCAUUAUGGAAAGAUUUUUGCCAUUCCCUGGGAUGGGUUUCUAUAUGGGCUACCACAGCUGGGAUUAAUGCGCUUCGGUACUCUUUGCUCCGAAACCCAUGCUUUUGGCUGGAGCGAGGACUUCCCAGCGCUGUUUAUUCGGGGCAUAUGGAGCUAUGGUGAUGGCCAUGCUAAUAGAAAUUGGCAGGGGUAUGCUGCAGCUACGGCGGCGGCAUAUGCAAAGGAGCUACUUAGAAUUGUUCCUCUUGAAGAUAUACUAGGAAUGCAGGCAGUCACGAUGGCUACAAGAAGUCCCGAAUCAUGA